AUGUCAAGGUCGGCGGCUUCUCUGAAGCAAUGGCUGCAGCUGCGCCGGACACUAUCUUCCAAAGCCCCCUCGACCCUUGUCCCUCGUGCGCUGAACCCGCCUCUCUCGACAUCCACUUCCCGCCCGACGACGACGGACAAUGGCACGCUCAAGCCAGCGCGUUCAUUCCAUAGCUCCCGACCACGAAGCGCUGCCAAGAAAACUACUCGUCGUGCACCCUCGGUUAUUGAAAAAGAAAGAACCUUAGAGCGCUCGAAAGGUUAUAUCGGAGAGAAGGGUAAUCUUUUCCUUCGAUCUCCUGUUGGAGGCUUUUUGGACAAGGGAUUGGGCGAAUUCUUGAAACUUCAUGAAGAACUCGCUGAGCCCUAUUACGACAUGUCGAUACGACUUGGUUUCAUCUCGAGGGACAUCACUCUUAAGACUUACAAGGAGGUUGGGCGAAAAUUGGUUACAGCGGCUUUUGAAAGCGCGCCCAAUGCGGCGGCUAUACGGGCUAUUUCGGUUGACGUUGAUACUGUUUUUCGAAUCGGCCACUGCGUGAUGGGGCAAUUCCAUGAAAAGUACCUUAAUGAAUGGACUCUAUCCGCAUGCGGAAUGGCAAAGGCUCGCAUGGCAUUGGUCAUUAUCGUAAAUCGAGCCGCGAAUAAAGAAAAGAUACCACCCCGCUCUGAAUGGGUAGAGGAAAUUAAAAAGCUGGCUGCGCUGGAAUACCCUCCUGCGAUGCUGCUGCAUGCCAAGAUCCUGGGCCAGCGUGGUCAAUAUGAGGACUCCUUUCGCAUCUUCGAGAAGAAAAUUUUCCCUCGGAUUUCUCCCACGCGCUCGGAAGUCCCGAUGUUCGAUAAUAUUCGUGUGGGUGGGAUGGAGUCGCCAUAUCGGUUGUACGCCCUAUAUCGUGCUGCGUACGAUAAGCUCUAUGGCUCAAAGGAAAGUCGGGAGAAGGCAGAUGAGGCGACUCGUAUCGCUGCGCUGGAAUACAAUGAUCCGGACGCAUUGGUUGAGUAUGCCUCGCUCAUGAUGAAUGAGAAUAAUCUCGACAUGUACGAAGAGUGCAUGGUCAAGGCUGCUUCCGGAGGCCAUCAACGUGCCGGCUUCUACCUGGGCAACUUCUACUAUCUUACUUACCAUGGCCAAUAUCCCACCCGUGAGCAGAGGAGCCCCGAUGCUCAAAAGUUGUUUUGGCUGCAACGACUUGCCGAACAGAAUAAAGACGGCUCAGUUUCUAUCCCGAAACGGGUGCUUGGUUGGGCUGCCUCUUUCUUCAACCAGUCUCUGUCCAAAGAUGACUAUCGCCUCUUGGCGGUCUGCUGGUAUGAAAUUGGAGGCUUUCUGGCCCAUCCGGAAUCGCUAUUUAUGCGGGCGCUGUUUAUGCGUGAAGUUGCUGUGUCAGUCGAGGAAAGAGAAGACGCGGCUAUUUACUUCGAAACCGCGGCUGAUCACAUGACAGAUCCGCAAUUGAAGCAGAAGAUUGUGGAGAUUCAGAAUAACUGGUUUGAUCCCUGCUACGAGCCAAGUCUGCCGAAGAAGCUUCUGGCUGUACGAUAG
Molecule: messenger RNA, 1542 nt
Organism: Penicillium argentinense
Lineage: Eukaryota; Fungi; Ascomycota; Eurotiomycetes; Eurotiales; Aspergillaceae
Exons: 2
Coding region: 1-1542 (513 amino acids)
Molecular function (GO): protein binding
Source: RefSeq, a predicted model, not a curated record